AUGGCCUUAAAUGACACAGAAACAACCUCUAUUCUGGCUACUGAGUUCAGGUCAAUGUUCUUUUCUUGCCCGUACGCACCCAACUUACUGUGGGACCUCGAUGGUACAACGUUUCCUUGGAUUUUGCUCGGCAUCACAUGCAUUACUUCCCCCCCGACCGUAAUCUUGAACAUCUCUGUCAUCAUAGCAGUAAAGCAGAGGAAAGAGCUGCAAAAUCCCUGGACCACCCUGUUGUUUAGCCUAGCGAUUGCUGAUCUUCUGGUAGGCGCUGUAAAUCUUCCCUUAUCAGCCGCCAUUGGCUUGUUAGUUGUCCACCAGGUUUGGCUUGACCAUGUUUGUUUGUUAGACAUAUUUAAUGUUUACUCGAUGUAUUGUCUCUCGAUGCGAUCCUUGUAUCAUUUGACUGCGAUUGCCUGGGAUAGGUACGUGGCGGUGACAAAAUGGAGGGAGUACAAUGUUUUGGUCUCCAAAAGCCUGGUCAAAAGACUAGUGAUAAUCGCAUGGUUCUUGGCAAUAUUUCUAACAGUUCCUGCUCUCAUAAUGGAAAUGUUGAAUGUGGACGUUAUGACCUCCGAAAAGACUUACGUGGUGUGGUGCGUAUGUGCAGCAGUUGCCUUAAUUCUUAUCUUUUCUUUCUACUUCACGGUGUACCGUGGUAUACGCAAACGUAACAUAAGCGAAAUCAGCCGAGUCACCUCACUAAUAAAAGCCAAACUCGAAGCCAAAAUUGCUAAGACGGCUGCCAUGCUAACAGGUGCAUUAGUUUUCUCGUUUCUCCCAGCAGUUGUUCUGUUUAGCUUAGGUGAGGUUUUCCCAGUCCUUCACACAAGUACCUCUUUCCUGUUGUGGGAGACACUGAUUCAGUUAAAUUCUCUGGUGAAUCCUUUGCUCUACUGCUGUAGAGAUCUCCGCUUCAGGAACGCUAUGUUAGAACUAUUACGAAUACGAAAACCUCCAGCGAGGCAUCCGACAGUUGGUGCAGUGGGAUAUGUCAGACGAAGCGCUUGGUGCAUAUACAGUGGAAGACACUCCGGGGCUACACAACGCGAUCAGACCGACCCGCUUGUUGGCAAGAACAAAAUCCUGUGGUCUAGCAGUGGCUUCAGGUGGUCCCGGAAUAUGUCAUGA
Molecule: messenger RNA, 1128 nt
Organism: Orbicella faveolata
Lineage: Eukaryota; Metazoa; Cnidaria; Anthozoa; Scleractinia; Merulinidae
Product: alpha-1A adrenergic receptor-like
Biological process (GO): G protein-coupled receptor signaling pathway
Cellular component (GO): plasma membrane
Molecular function (GO): G protein-coupled receptor activity
Source: RefSeq, a predicted model, not a curated record